AUGCUUGCUCUCAAGUCCUUUUUCAUUCUAGGCGCCGCGACUCUAGCGGCCGCCAGCCUUGGCGAUACUUGCAAAACCGUCAGCGUGAACGACCAGGGCAUUAUGAAAGCUUCGUGUGGUGAUGGAAAGGGUGGAUGGAAUGACGCUAGUCUGGACUUAAAUAAAUGCUUCAAGCGUUCUCAGGACCCACCCCUUAUUUAUAUGCCCGAUCAAGAUGGUUCCGAUGUGACCGAUUGCCUGAAAGAUGGCCCCUUCGAUAUCACCACUAUCAAAAACCCCUCCGCCAUCGACACAGAAAACUUUUCGAUUGGUGGAGCUUGUCUGAAGAAUGGGGAGACACUGGGCUUGGACUCUCUUCAGAACUAUAACGGAAAUCUGGCUUGCUAG
Penicillium alfredii is the source of this 387-nucleotide messenger RNA. RefSeq lists its product as uncharacterized. Lineage: Eukaryota; Fungi; Ascomycota; Eurotiomycetes; Eurotiales; Aspergillaceae. The record is from RefSeq and is a predicted model, not a curated record. Bases 1 to 387 code for a protein of 128 amino acids. The transcript has 3 exons.